AUGUUGAGGGCAUCGAGAAUAACGCAGUCGCUAAGACCCAUUGUAUUGCGAUCUCCACACUUGACCGGAAUUACAAGACCAUACGCGACAUUGCCCGCCACCACCACCGGGGAAGAACAGCCAACAACAGCCAAUGCCCGUACUCCGCUCGGGCGCCCCGUGCAGAAAUACAGCGACACCAACGUGCAGUUCGGGCCCACGACCUUCACCGAGGUGCUCGACCAGACCAACAUGAUGUGGGACAAGUCCGACGACCCCGACAAGGUCAAGAAGCAAAACACCAAGAUUCGCCAUUUCACCAUCAACUUCGGGCCCCAGCAUCCGGCCGCGCACGGGGUGUUGCGCUUGAUCUUGGAGUUGCAUGGCGAAGAGAUUAUUCGCAGUGAUCCGCACGUGGGCUUGUUGCAUCGCGGCACGGAAAAGUUGAUUGAGACCAAGACGUAUAUGCAAGCGUUGCCCUAUUUCGACCGGUUGGACUAUGUCUCGAUGAUGACAAAUGAGCAGGUGUUUGCGCUUGCCGUGGAGAAGUUGUUGAAUGUCGAGAUCCCCUUGCGUGCCAAGUACAUCCGUACUUUGUUUGGCGAGAUCACGAGGGUGUUGAACCACUGUAUGUCGGUCUUGACCCACAUUAUGGAUGUCGGGGGCUUGACUCCGUUCUUGUGGGGCUUUGAAGAAAGAGAAAAGUUGAUGGAGUUUUACGAGCGUGUGAGCGGGGCGCGCUUGCACUCGGCCUAUGUGCGUCCCGGCGGUGUCAGCCAGGACUUGCCCGCGGGGUUGUUGGACGAUAUCUACAUGUGGGCUACCCAGUUUGGCGAUCGUAUUGAUGAAAUCGAAGAAUUGUGCACUGAUAACCGUAUCUGGAAAGAGAGAACCGUGGGCGUCGGGGUCGUGAGCGCCGAAGACGCCUUGAGCUAUUCGUUGAGCGGGGUCAUGUUGCGCGGCUCGGGUAUUCCCUUUGACGUGAGGAAGUCGCAGCCUUACGACGCUUAUGGGCUCGUGGAUUUCGACAUCGCCGUGGGAUUAUACGGAGACUGUUAUGAUCGUUACUUGAUUAGAAUGACGGAGUUUCGCCAGUCGUUGCGUAUUAUAUUCCAGUGCAUCAACGAUAUCCCACAGGGACCAGUCAAGGUUGAAGACUACAAGAUCUCGCCUCCUCCGCGCGCAUUGAUGAAGGAGGACAUGGAGGCGUUGAUCCACCAUUUCUUGUUGUUCACCAAGGGGUACGCUGUGCCCCAGGGAGAGACCUAUACUGCUAUCGAGGCGCCCAAGGGUGAAAUGGGGGUCUACGUGGUUAGUGAUGGCAGUGAGAGACCUUAUAGGUGUAAGAUUAGAGCUCCUGGUUUUGCCCACUUGGGUGCGUUUGACCAUAUCGCCAGGGGCGAGUUGUUGGCCGAUGCCGUGGCCAUCAUCGGUACCAUGGACUUGGUGUUUGGUGAAGUCGAUCGUUGA
Molecule: messenger RNA, 1449 nt
Organism: Lodderomyces beijingensis
Lineage: Eukaryota; Fungi; Ascomycota; Pichiomycetes; Serinales; Debaryomycetaceae
Source: the annotation of a GenBank genome assembly